Molecule: messenger RNA, 897 nt
Organism: Bipolaris maydis ATCC 48331
Lineage: Eukaryota; Fungi; Ascomycota; Dothideomycetes; Pleosporales; Pleosporaceae
Source: RefSeq, a predicted model, not a curated record
CAGGGCGUCUCGGGCGCAGCUUCAAAUAUCAGUAAGCGCGAAUACAUCUACUUUCUCCCAUACCCCCUCCCACCCGGCACCGAGGUCCCCUACUCCAUCCACCUCCCCGAGAAAAACCCACUGAACCUUCCCUCGCACCAAUUCGAGCCUACAAACACCCUCGUUCUCACCAGUCCCCUCCGCACCUUCGUCGACAUCCGCGUCUACAAAGCCUUCACCACAUCCACCGCCUCCGCCCCCAACAGCGUCGACCAAAGCUCCCAGCAACGCCUCGAAUGGGCAUUCGCCGGUACCUCGACAUCAGUGCCUAUCCAGCCGUCCGGCGCAUCCCACGGCGGCACCCAAAAGCCACCGGAAGACGAAGAGUGGGAAAACGUAACGCAUUCUACAUGGAAGCACUGGCUCGAUUCACGCUACAGCGUCGGUGAUCCCAAUAUUCCUGUGGAUGAGGGUGAUAUGUAUCCCCUGUCUGAAGAGCUGACACUUGAAGUGGGACAUGCGUAUCAUCCAGCGCUUGAGGCGGUGAAGACGCACGAGGAGAUGUGGAGGGAUGAGGAGAUUAAGUCGACGUCUUUCCCUGCGACCGGCACUGGGGGCAAGAAACUUUGCGUUGUACUGCGGUGUCAUGAUGAUGCUGCGGGGGUUCGAGGCGUCAUUGUGUGUGUGGGACAGUAUGUACAGGGUAUACUGAUGCAGGGGGAUAAGACGACAGUGGAGCGCUGGGAGUGGGCGGCGGAGAAUGAAGGGGCGGACGAAAUGGCCAAGUGGCAGAGGACAGUGAGGAUUGGCGAGGCGUUUUUGCCCUGUGCUGUGUGUUUCCGGGAUGCGGUUUUAGCGGUGGGAGGCAAGGUGCGGUUUGGGGAGUUUGAAUGGGUAGUUGAGGAAGUUUGGGGGUGG